AUGCUGAUGAGCGCCUCGGUAGAAAAUGCCAUUGGCCAACGGCCUCAAUUGACCGGCGAUGUCUUUGCCAUGCGGGAGCAGUAUAAGGCACUGGCGGAUGGGGCAAAUGCAACCCGAACCAUUUCGCCUAAUAUUACCGUCGAAGAUAUAAAACUCAGUCCCAAUCUCACCGUGAGAACUUACACGCCAACAGUCCGUCAAGCAGAAUCUAACCCACGUCCAGUCGGAUUGUACUUCCACGGGGGCGGGUUUUGCUGUGGUAAUUUAGACUCCGAGGACAACUUCUGCAGGCUUCUAGCCGAACGCCUGCCUUGUAUUGUCAUCUCGGUGGGCUAUAGGCUUGCACCGGAGCACAAGGCCCCCGCUCAGCUGGAUGAUGCGCUCGAGGCUUGGAAUUGGGCUUACAACAACGCGAGUACUUUGAACGGUGAUCGUGGGAGAUACUUCACUGUUGGUCAGAGUGCAGGGGGUAGCCUCGCUCUGGCAGUGGCACGCCGAUUGAUCGUGCUUGGCCGGAAACAUGAAUUAAAGGGAAUCGCAGCCAUUUCUCCGUUCGUUGUCCACCCGGAUGGUGUUCCUUCGCGUUAUAUGGCCCAAUAUCGUGCUUUUGACGAGCUCGGAGACGGUCCCAUCAACACGAAGCAAGCCAUGACCCAUUUCUACAAAGCAAUCCAAGCGCCGCCCUGCGACCCAGACGUCUACGUUCUCAAUGCGGAGGCGGAUUUACACCAGUUCCCUCCGACCUACCUUGCAGUCUGUGAGAUUGAUCCACUGCGAGAUGACGGCCUUAUCAUCCACGACGCCUUGAAGAAAGCUGGAGUUUCUGUAAAACUGGAUUAUUACCAAGGUUUGCCACACGUGUUCUGGGCCUUUGAGUGUCCUGCUCCAAGUGGUGAUUUCGUGGCGGAUGUCAUGGCUGGUAUUAGGAUUUUCACGAAUACUUGA
Molecule: messenger RNA, 945 nt
Organism: Penicillium argentinense
Lineage: Eukaryota; Fungi; Ascomycota; Eurotiomycetes; Eurotiales; Aspergillaceae
Product: alpha/beta hydrolase
Exons: 6
Coding region: 1-945 (314 amino acids)
Molecular function (GO): hydrolase activity
Source: RefSeq, a predicted model, not a curated record